Colletotrichum spaethianum is the source of this 2646-nucleotide messenger RNA. Its product is annotated as beta-glucosidase B. NCBI's taxonomy places the organism in Eukaryota, Fungi, Ascomycota, Sordariomycetes, Glomerellales, Glomerellaceae. Gene Ontology annotation, biological process: glucan catabolic process. The transcript has 7 exons. The coding region runs from base 1 to 2646 and encodes 881 amino acids. Gene Ontology annotation, molecular function: beta-glucosidase activity. The record is from RefSeq and is a predicted model, not a curated record.
AUGGAUCUUCCUUCCAGCAACCACGAGAGCCGUGGGAUUGAGCCGCCUGCUUCUCCCCCCGAAACCGAGAUGACCAAUUCAACACCAAACACGGUGUUUUCACCGCCGUAUAGCCCCCAACAGAAAGUCCAGCAACUGAUGAAAGACACAAGAGUGGCGGCAAGGAAGAAGUUGAACCAGUUAACGCUGGAGGAGAAGGUCUCGCUGCUUACUGCCGCAGACUUCUGGAGAACUAAGUCCAUCCCUUCCAAGUCCAUCCCCGCCGUUAAAACAUCAGACGGUCCCAACGGUGCGCGCGGAGGCAUCUUCGUUGGUGGAACCAAGGCUGCUCUCUUCCCUUGCGGUGUCUCCCUUGCCGCAACAUGGAACAAGGAACUGUUAUACGAAGUUGGACAACACCUGGCGGACGAGGCCAAAGCGAGAUCCGCCAAUAUCCUCCUUGCGCCGACUGUCUGUAUGCAUCGUCAUCCCUUGGGAGGGCGCAACUUUGAGUCUUUCUCCGAAGACCCUCUUUUGACGGGAAAGCUGGCCGCUCAGUACAUUCGUGGGCUACAGGAAAAGGGGGUCGCGGCGACUAUCAAGCACUUCGUUGGCAAUGAGCAGGAGACACACAGACUCACAAUCGAUUCGCUCAUUCAAGAACGUCCGUUGCGUGAGAUCUACCUGCGGCCAUUUGAGAUCGCCGUGCGAGAAGCAAACCCCUGGGCAUUGAUGUCGUCCUACAACCUUGUCAACGGUGUGCAUGCGGAUAUGCACAACUUGACGUUAAGAGACAUCCUCCGGGGUGAAUGGGGCUACGACGGAACCGUUGUCUCUGACUGGGGCGGCACGAACUCCACGGCCGAGUCAAUCAUUGCUGGAUGCGACGUCGAAUUCCCUUACUCUCCAAAAUGGCGCUUUGACAAGGUGAUCAAGGCUUUGGAGGAGGGCGGUAUUACUCAGGAGGAAAUUGAUCGCGCAGCUGAGAACGUUCUCACACUCGUCGAGCGCUUGAAAGGCGACGACAUGUCAGAAGAGCAACCGGAGAGGGAAGACAACCGUGAAUCAACAAGAGAGUUGAUUCGUACUGCUGGCGCCGAGGGCUUGACGCUUCUCAAGAACGAAGGCGCAGUCCUCCCUCUGAACCCGAAAACGACCAAGGUCGCUGUUAUUGGGCCCAAUGCCAACCGCGCCAUCGCUGGCGGUGGCGGCAGUGCAAGUUUGAACCCUUACUACAGAACGAUCCCGCUCGAGAGCAUUCGCGCCGCAGCCGAGCAAGAGGUGACGUUUGCUCAAGGAUGCCACAUUUACAAGUGGCUCCCAGUGGCCUCUCCUUACUGCACUGAAAAGUCAGGCAAGCCCGGCGUCAGUAUUGACUGGUACUCCGGAGACAAGUUCGAAGGCGAGGUGGUCGUCGUGCAGAGACGAACAAACACUGAUCUCUUUCUCUGGGACUCGGCUCCUCUUAGCGAGAUCGGUCCCGAGUGGUCAGCGAUCGCCACGACCUACCUUACGCCAAAGACCACCGGCAAGCACACCGUCAGCUUCAUGAGUGUCGGCCCCGGCAAGCUGUACGUCAACGGAAAGCUGGCUCUGGAUCUAUGGGACUGGACCGAAGAGGGUGAGGCCAUGUUUGAUGGCUCCGUUGACUACCUGGUCGAGGUCGACAUGGAAGCUGGCAAGCCGGUGGAGCUCAAAGUAGAGAUGACCAACGAACUCAGACCGGUGGCCAAGCAGAAGCAGUUCGGCAUCACGCACAAGUACGGAGGCUGCCGAAUCGGGUUCAAGGAGGAGGACCAGGUCGACUUCCUUCAGGAAGCCGUCGAGGCUGCCAAGGCGGCUGAUGUGGCUGUUGUCAUUGUCGGUCUCGAUGCUGAGUGGGAGUCGGAGGGAUACGAUAGACAGACAAUGGACCUGCCGUCUGACGGCAGCCAGGACCGACUCAUUGAAGCUGUGGUGAAGGCGAAUCCCCGCACGGUCGUUAUCAACCAAUCGGGCACCCCCGUCACGAUGCCGUGGGUUGACCAGGUCCCGGCCAUCAUUCAGGGAUGGUACCAGGGGCAAGAGGCCGGAAACGCGCUCGCCGAUGUCUUGUUCGGGUUCAAGAACCCCAGCGGAAAGCUCCCGUCGACUUUCCCAAAACGCAUCCAAGACACGCCUGCUUACAACAACUGGCCUGGCGAGAAUCUGAAGGUAAACUACGGCGAGGGCCUAUACAUCGGGUACCGCCACUACGAGAGGGUCAACAUCGAGCCGCUGUUCCCCUUUGGACACGGCCUCUCCUAUACUACUUUCGAGUACGGACGUCCUUCGAUCAGCACCAAGACGCUCACGUCCCGGGGCACGAUUGAGGUGGUCUUCGCCAUCAGCAACAUCGGUUCGGUGGCUGGCUCCGAAGCCGUGCAGAUUUACGUGCGAGACGACAAAUCGAGGCUGCCCCGCCCGGAAAAGGAGCUUGUCGCCUUUGAGAAGGUGUUCUUGGAGGCCGGGGAGACGAAGCACCUCCACAUCCACCUCGACAAGUACGCCGUGGGCUACUAUGACACAUCGGUACCGGGUUGGAUUGCUGAGGAGGGCACCUUUAAGGUCCUCAUUGGCGCAUCCUCUGCAGACAUCAAGCACUCUGUUCAGUUUGACGUCAAGGAGUCUUUCAACUGGGUCUUUUAG